GAGUGUGCGCCGUGGGUUCAUUCGUUCGGCGACAAUGGCGGCAGACCUUGAGCAGUUUCAACAGCUUUUACACACACUUCUUAGUACGGAUAACGAUGCCAGAACACAAGCAGAGGAGGCAUACAACAAUCUCCCAGUGGAUAGCAAGGUGACGUUUCUGUUGGCCUCUUUAUGCAAUGCUACCCUUACAGAAGAGAUGCGUGCUAUGGCUGCCGUCUUAUUACGUCGACUCUUUUCUUCUGAGUUUAUGGAUUUUUAUCCAAAAAUUCCACCAGAAGCUCAAGUACAGUUGAAAGAACAAAUUUUGGUAUCUGUUCAAAAUGAACAAAUCGACACUAUUCGACGUAAAGUAUGCGAAGUUGCGGCCGAAGUCGCCCGAAAUUUAAUUGAUGAAGAUGGUACUAAUCAGUGGCCAGAGUUUCUGCAGUUCCUAUUUCAAUGUGCAAAUAGUCCUUCACCAGCACUAAAAGAAAGUGCACUUCGAAUGUUCACAUCCGUCCCCGGUAUAUUUGGAAAUCAACAAGCAAAUUAUCUAGAUCUUAUCAAACAAAUGUUACAGCAGUCGGUCAUGGACUCUGCAAAUUACGAGGUCAGAUUCCAAGCUGUAAGAGCAAUUGGAGCUUUUAUUACUUUGCACGAUAAAGAAGAAAAUAUUCAAAAACAUUUCUCGGAAUUGCUACCAGCGAUUGUCCAAGUAAUUGCUCAAUCAGUAGAAAAACAGGGAGACGAUGCUCUGUUAAAAGUUUUAAUCGAUUUGGCAGAAUCAACGCCUAAGUUCUUGAGAUUACAAUUAGAAACUAUAAUGGAAAUGUGUAUGAAAAUAUUUUCUAACGAAGAGAUGGGUGAUUCGUGGAGGCAACUAUCAUUAGAGGUAUUAGUAACACUAGCAGAAACCGCUCCAGCAAUGGUACGUAAAGUUGGUGGGAAAUAUAUUGCAUCCCUUGUACCGUUGGUAUUAAAAAUGAUGACAGACAUAGAAGAAGAUGAAAAAUGGAGUUUCUCUGAUGAGAUUGUUGAUGAUGAUAAUGACAGUAACAAUGUUGUUGCCGAAAGUGCUUUAGACAGAUUAGCAUGUGGUUUAGGUGGUAAAACAAUGUUACCGCAGAUUGUACAGAAUAUUCCUUCAAUGUUGAAUAACAGUGAUUGGAAAUACAGGCAUGCUGCUCUAAUGGCAAUAUCAGCUGUCGGUGAAGGUUGCCAUAAACAAAUGGAAGCAAUAUUACCUCAAAUCAUGGAAGGUGUUAUACAGUAUUUGCAAGAUCCUCACCCUCGUGUAAGGUACGCGGCUUGCAAUGCAAUAGGUCAAAUGUCCACUGACUUCGCACCUAUAUUUGAAAAAAAGUUCCAUGACAAAGUUAUUCCUGGGUUACUGAUGGUUUUGGAUGAUAAUGCAAAUCCAAGAGUUCAAGCUCACGCGGGAGCGGCACUCGUGAAUUUCAGUGAAGAUUGUCCGAAAAAUAUUCUAACGCCAUACCUGGAUGCAAUUAUGGCUAAAUUGGAAUCGAUACUUACUGCUAAAUUUCAAGAAUUGGUUGAAAAAGGCACUAAACUUGUUUUGGAACAAGUUGUCACAACUAUCGCCUCAGUUGCUGAUACGUGUGAAGAACAGUUUGUUACAUAUUAUGAUAGGUUAAUGCCAUGUCUAAAAUACAUUAUUCAGAAUGCAAAUCAACAAGAACACAAGAUGUUACGUGGUAAAACAAUUGAAUGCGUUAGUCUUAUAGGACUUGCAGUUGGACCUGAAAAAUUUAUUGCAGACGCCAGUGAAGUUAUGGAUAUGUUGUUAAAAACGCAUUCAGAAGGAGAUCUUCCAGAUGAUGAUCCACAAACAAGUUAUCUUAUAUCUGCUUGGGCACGAAUUUGUAAAAUUCUUGGAAAACAAUUCGAGCAGUAUCUACCAUUAGUAAUGGGCCCAGUUUUACGUACAGCGGCUAUGAAACCGGAAGUUGCUUUGCUAGACAAUGAAGAUAUGGAAGGUAUAGAAGAUCUUGAUUGGGAAUUCAUUUCUCUUGGAGAACAACAGAACUUCGGCAUUAAAACAGCUGGUUUAGAAGACAAGGCUUCUGCCUGUGAAAUGUUAGUUUGUUAUGCGCGAGAAUUAAAAGAAGGAUUCGCAGAUUAUGCGGAAGAAGUAGUACGACUAAUGGUUCCUAUGUUGAAGUUCUAUUUUCACGAUGGUGUUAGAACAGCAGCCGCUGCAAGUUUGCCAUACCUUCUCGACUGUGCAAAAAUUAAAGGUCCACAAUACCUUGAAGGUAUGUGGGCGUACAUCUGUCCUGAUCUUUUGAAAGCAAUUGACACAGAACCCGAGUCUGAAGUACUGCUUGAAUUAUUAUAUUCAUUGGCCAAGUGUAUUGAAACACUUGGCGCUGGUUGUUUAGGAGCACAACCUAUGGCAGAACUUCUGCGCAUAUUAGAUAAAUUGCUUAACAAACAUUUUGAAAGAGCAGUGGCUCGAUUGGAGAAACGUAAAGAUGAAGAUUACGAUGAAGUUGUUGAGGAACAACUAGCCGAUGAAGAUAACGAAGAUGUAUAUACUUUAAGUAAAAUAGGAGAUAUUUUACAUGCUUUGUUUAGUACACACAAGUCUGCAUUUUUCCCUUUCUUCGAUCAAAUCUGUGGACAUUUUGUUAAAUUGUUAAGUCCUGAAAGGUCUUGGUCAGAUCACCAAUGGGCUUUAUGCGUUUUCGACGACGUCAUAGAGUUCGGUGGACCUGAAUGUGCAAAAUAUCAAGAAUAUUUUCUGCGACCAAUGUUACAGUACGUAUCAGAUAAAUCAGCAGAAGUGAGACAAGCUGCAGCAUAUGGUUGCGGGGUCUUGGGGCAGUAUGGAGGAGAAGCAUUUGCUCAAGCAUGUGCAGAGGCGUUACCUAGGUUAAUGGAAGUUAUAAACGACCCAGAAUCUAGAUCGCCGGAAAAUGUGAAUCCUACUGAAAAUGCUAUUUCUGCAGUAACAAAAAUUCUUAAGUAUAACCAUAAAGCAAUCAACGUUGAUGAAAUACUUCCUCAUUGGCUUUCUUGGCUACCAGUGGUAGAAGAUGAAGAUGAAGCACCUUACGUUUAUGGAUAUCUGUGUGAUUUGAUCGAAGCAAAUCAUGUAGCAGUUUUAGGACCAAAUAAUGCUAAUCUACCUCGACUAAUAAGUUACUUUGCAGAAGCACUUUUUAAAGAUGCAGUACCUAUAGAUAAUCCUGUCAUGGGUAGAAUUCUUAGUAUUGUUAGACAAAUACAGAACAACGAGUCUAUGUUCCAGGCAUGUAUAAAUGCAUUAACAGCGGAUCAACAACAAGCGUUGCAUGAGGCACUUAGUGCAUAGCCUACUAAUUAGCUAUUUGCUUUUACCCCAGAACUUUAACACCUUAAUAUAAAACAAAAAAAAACAUUUGCUUUAAUAAAGUUUACGGAGAAAUCACAAAUUUUAGGUAGCUACAUUAUACCUAUGGAACAUGCGCCAGCCUAAUUAUGAACAGACACAACUGUACGUAAUUGAUAUAUCUCGCAUAUUUGUUGAUUGUAUUUCAUUAAUUUGAUACAAUAGUAAUCUCAUUUUUUACUAUUUGGAAUUGUUGCAAAUUAUAUAAAACAAACUUGUGCUUCUCACUACUCGGCGAGUUGUGAUAUGUUGCACAGAAAUCUAGCGAUAUGAAAAUAAUUGAGUCAUUUGUGAGUUCGCAUUGACGAAAUUUCUACAAUUUGUUCCCAUUCGUAUCGUUCAUAAAAAUGAUGUACAUAUACGGGUUUACUUUAACGUAACAAAAUUAGUACAAGACUAUUUUCCGCCAUUGAAAGCCGAACGAUGCUAAAUUAUUACUUUUUUUUUUUUAUAUAUAUAUAUAUAGCUUUGUAAAUUGCUUAACGUUUCUAAAUUUUAUUUCUAAAUUUCUUGUAGCAUUGCUCUGAGGACAUUGGAGAAGUUUUUGUCACUGCGAUCUCUUCGUCCCAAUUGUCUGUAUUUUGAAUCAACUUCUUUGGCAGAACGAUAAAACUGCAAAAAAUAGACUGGAAAAACACCAACUCGUUGCUAUCGAACGGUGGCAGAACAUAUUGUGAUUUAGGUAUUUUUAUUAUUAAAUUUAGGUGCAGUAAAUGUUAUUUAAUAAUAAUAUCGAUAAUAUUACAGCGUUGAAGUUAGAACUGUAUACGAAUGCCUUUUACAUGAAACGUAAUGAACUGCUCUAUAAAAUUUAAGAUUUGGAUAAAUAACGAUGUAUAGUAUAUUAAAUUUUCUGUUAACUCUAAUUUAACGAGUUGUGUUUUAUAAAACAAAAGCAAAAGAAAAGAUAAAGAAACAUAUUUUCAGUUUUAUAUAAAAAUUGUAUUUAACAUUUAUGAUUCUACAGCUAAUUUAUAUCGACUCAUUACGCUUAUUUAGCUGUAAUUUUUACACUUAUUUUGUUAUUAUGUCAUCUACAAAUAAAAGUAACAAUAAAAUUAAGAAAUACGACUGAAAUGAGCGAAAACGGUGACAAUGCUGGGCAUUACGUUUCUUCCGAUUAUUGUGUAAUAAAAUAACAACGUGAAUUAAGAACAGUGAUGUUAAAAAAAUAAUGACUGAACGGAGUAGCGUUACAACUUCCUGAUCUUGUUGCUGUUUAUUUGUAAUCAGUAAUUACCGAUAUUUACUAUUGCAUGCAAGUUCGCAAUGCAAAAUAUAUCUCAUCAUAAAAUUUACGGCUACUUGCAACAAAAUCCUUAAAAAAAAAUUUUUUAUCAACAUAUAAAAUAUAUAUAUAUAUAUAUAGAAAUGUGAUAGAAAUAAUUAUUGGAUAUUCAUUUGUAUAUGUAUAUAUAUAUCAAAGUAUAUAAAUACUAAAGAUAAGUACAUACAUGAAUGUAAUUAUUAUUGAUCUUUGGUAGACACUGCCUCAUCAAUUAUUUCAUCAAGACCAAGAUAAAAAAAAGUACAUAAAGAUACUUAUGAAACGAAUACAAGUAAUAUGAAGUUGUAAACAUUUCAUUAAGAACUGCUGAAGGACUGUUUGUGCGAUAUAUUGUGACAAAAAAAUGUGAAAACAAAAUCAGUGCGAAAAAGUAAAGUUAUAAUUCGUAUAAUUAUAUAGAGAUUAUUUUAAAGUAAUUAUUAUUUAAAAUAAAUCUCAGCUUUUUAA
Messenger RNA from Osmia lignaria (orchard mason bee), 5108 nucleotides. It is a transcript of the gene Karybeta3, whose product is annotated as karyopherin beta 3. Lineage: Eukaryota; Metazoa; Arthropoda; Insecta; Hymenoptera; Megachilidae. The record is from RefSeq and is a predicted model, not a curated record. Gene Ontology annotation, biological process: protein import into nucleus. Gene Ontology annotation, molecular function: protein binding.